AUGAGCCAGGUAUCCCGAGAGAAAACUUGGGUGUACCACGAGCGUGGUUGGAACGGGCCGCUUUUCGGGCGGUACAAUAUCGACGAAGAGGCCAUCGAAGCUGUGAGAGAUUCUUGGAAAGAGGAUGGCAUUUGGCAGCUCCAAUGGGACCGCUUGCUCGGACUCGCAUGGGCGCAUGAGUUCCCUCAUCCUGAUCCCUUUGCCGACAGAUCUGCUGCUCAAGCUCCUCUGACUUCUGCCACUCCAGAGAACAUCGACAGAGAGUACGGUCGCGCGCUCGUGCGACAAGACACAGCACCGCAAUCUCGCGAGACUCAGCCGCAGACCAUGCCGGAUACAGCAAGCUCGCGUCGUUCAUCAACAGACAUGCAGCAGAAGCCGGGACGCUCCUCGCGCCUCCAGCAGAAGGCCGCGAAGUCUCCGGAAGUCCAGCCGAAGUGA
Messenger RNA from Saxophila tyrrhenica, 441 nucleotides. RefSeq lists its product as uncharacterized. Bases 1 to 441 code for a protein of 146 amino acids. The record is from RefSeq and is a predicted model, not a curated record. NCBI's taxonomy places the organism in Eukaryota, Fungi, Ascomycota, Dothideomycetes, Mycosphaerellales, Extremaceae. The transcript has a single exon.